CCCUCUUCUCCCGUCGGAUUACAGCCGAGGCAGCACGCGAAGGAACGGUUACAGAGCCAUAAAACGUCGAAUAAAUCCAAAAUUAGCUUCCCAUUCCAGUUACCAAAGUGAGUAGAGAAGAGACCCCUUUAAAAGAAACAUGGAUCAGUCUUGGCCAAACCAUCAGCAAGGAGGAGCCCCACAACAUGCUGUACCAGUGGGGGCCUUCAGGCAGGUCAGUAAUCCGAUCAUCAGCGGAGACAAAGUCCAGUUUGAGAGGCUGCGGCGACGCGCUCGUGUGUCGGAGAGCUCUGGGGCUGAAGAGGAACGAUUGAGCUCCUCCAUUGAAGCGAGUGGCUCUUAUGGUCAAAGCCCAGUCAUCCAAGGUUUUCAGGCAGAGAGCGUCUUGUUCAGCCGCAGCCCCUUUGAGCAGGCUGAGAUCAACUACCAGCGCUGGCUCGCCAAUAAUGCCAACGGAGCGCUGUCGUCCUCUCCGAGGAGCCCAAACACCAGAGGCAACAUGACCUUCCAGUCAAGACGCAGUCGCUCUCAACAGCAAGAUCAGGGACACCCCAUCACCACUGUGAAGGCCUCCGGUACCCCCCACCGUCGGUACAGUAGAGGCCGCAACCGCACCUCCUCUGAGACCGAGCAGGGAAAUAAAGGCAGCAGGGGACCGACCCAAAGGAAGAGGGGCCUCUCCGAGACAGAAAGCAGGCCCAGAUGGGACAAUACCAAAAUGAGUGGACUGCAGUGCCUCGCCUCGGAGAACAUCUGGUUCGACAAACACCACUACGAUGAAGCCGAGAGGCGCUUCUAUGAGGGAGUCAACGGACCUUCUUCACAGGUGAAAACGGCCCUGCAGCAGCCCAAAGGGCGCCAGCAGAAACGGCAGCACAGAAACUCAUCCUCACAUGCAGGAGGAGACCAGGAGCUGGUUUCACGCAUGAAGAGCAUGGAACUGGAGAACCAGGCUCUGCACAAAGUGGUGGCGGACAUGAGGGCAGCCCUGCAGAAGCUGGAGUCCAGAGUGGCCGUGCUGGAAAAGAAUCCGGCAACUGUGUCAUCUACUAAGGCUGCUCCAGUCCAGGCUGCUCCAGUAAAACAGGUGGACAAUGCUGAUGAUGAUGAAGACGAUGACAUUGACUUGUUCGGCAGUGACGAAGAAGACGAAGAGGCAGCACGCAUCAAGCAGGAGCGCCUGGAUGCCUAUGCAGCCAAGAAGUCCAAGAAACCUGCCCUCAUCGCCAAGUCAUCUAUCCUUUUGGACGUCAAACCCUGGGAUGAUGAGACUGAUAUGGAGCAGCUGGAGAAGUGUGUGCGCUCGGUGCAGAUGGACGGGCUCCUGUGGGGAGCAUCCAAACUGGUUCCAGUGCCUACUUUGUCAUCCUCAACCACACAGUUGAUCUGCAGCUUCUUGAUGCCGUAGCCAACUGGCACCAGU
Plectropomus leopardus (leopard coralgrouper) is the source of this 1423-nucleotide messenger RNA. Lineage: Eukaryota; Metazoa; Chordata; Actinopteri; Perciformes; Serranidae. The record is from RefSeq and is a predicted model, not a curated record.